Fusarium sp. VM40 is the source of this 480-nucleotide messenger RNA. Lineage: Eukaryota; Fungi; Ascomycota; Sordariomycetes; Hypocreales; Nectriaceae. The record is from the annotation of a GenBank genome assembly.
AUGGCUACUGACUCUACUACACGAACCCUUCAGGUCUUUGGCCUAACCUCAAGCCUUCUUCUCGCCGGUGUCAACCUCGGCUCCUCCCACCUCACAGUCCCUCUACUCUACCCCCAGCCCAACGCCGUCAGCACACCCUUCUUCAAAGACUUCUACACCCGCGGGGCUCUAACACUUGUGCCUCUUGCAAUCUUCUCAGGUGCAUCAUCAGGAAUAGUCGCCUAUCUGGUGCCUGCUCAACGAACUCUCUGGAUCGUUGCCGCUGCGGCUACAAUGUCUCAGCUGCCCUGGACCGGGCUUGUGAUGAUGCCUACGAAUAAUCGACUUAACGACAUCGGUGUUAGUAGUGUUGAGCAGGAGAAGGCGAGUCAGGACGAAGUAGUGGGUUUGUUGAAGAAAUGGCGAUGGAUGAACAUUGUCAGGGGGCUUUUGGCAUUAACCGGAGGCUUGUCUGCUGUUCUGGCCCUUCAGAGUGAGUGA